Molecule: messenger RNA, 2064 nt
Organism: Arachis stenosperma
Lineage: Eukaryota; Viridiplantae; Streptophyta; Magnoliopsida; Fabales; Fabaceae
Product: protein NRT1/ PTR FAMILY 4.5-like
Exons: 6
Coding region: 83-1906 (607 amino acids)
Biological process (GO): transmembrane transport
Cellular component (GO): membrane
Molecular function (GO): transmembrane transporter activity
Source: RefSeq, a predicted model, not a curated record
GAGAGGGAGUUGGUCUUGCUUGCUGCGUUUCUAAAUUUGUAUCUUCUGCACAAGAUCAGCAUAUUCAUUAUUUGUAUUGGAAAUGGAAACUUCUGAAGUGGUCGAUGGGAAUUCGAAGGUGGAGGCGGUGGAGCUGGAGCAGCUGAUGGCGGUAGAUGGAAAGGUUGAUUGGAAAGGAAGAAGAGCUCUCAAAAAUAAGCAUGGUGGAAUGAUAGCUGCAAUCCCCAUGCUAGUGACGCUUGGUUUCGAGAACUUGGCGACAUUCUCGCUGGCGGUGAACGGGGUGCCAUACUUCAACGGAGAAAUGCACUAUGAUCUGGCAGAUGCGGCUAACAUGCUCACCACCUAUCUGGGUGUAAGCUACAUCCUCGCCCUUUUGGUCGCCAUCGUUGCUGACACCUGGCUUGGCAGAUACAAAUCCGUUCUUAUUUCUGGCUCCCUCGACUUUCUGGGACUUGCAUUGAUCACGGUACAAGCGCACUAUUCUAGCCUUAAGCCGCCCCCUUGCAAUGUGUUUGAUCCAAGAUUCCACUGUGAGAAACUCAAAAGAGGCCAAGAAGCAUUUCUCUACAUUGGCUUGUACUUGUUGGCAUUUGGAAGUGCAGGGGUCAAAGCUUCUUUGCCAUCACAUGGUGCUGACCAGUUUGAUGAAACAGACCCAAAAGAAUCAAGGCUGAUGUCAACAUUCUUCAACACACUCUUGCUUGCAGUGUGCCUUGGUGGUGCUGUCAGUUUAACCUUCAUUGUGUGGAUACAAAUCCAUAAAGGAUGGGAUUGGGGAUUUGGGAUUGGCACCAUUGCUAUGUUACUUGGCAUCAUUAUCUUUGCUGUUGCAUUGCCACUAUACAGAAUUCAUCCUGCUAAAGGAUCAAGUGCUUUACUUGAGAUCGUGCAGGUCUAUGUUGCUGCAAUCCGGAAUAGAAGACUUACCCUUCCUGAAGAUCCUGCAGAACUAUAUGAGAUUGAGCAGGACAAGGAAGCUGCUUUGGAAACAGAGUUUCUACCUCAUAGAGAUAUUUACAGGUUUUUGGACAAAGCAGCCAUCCAAACAAAACCUAAUGAUCAAUCUGAGAAACCAGAGGCUCAAAGCCCAUGGAAGCUUUGCAGAGUUACACAAGUAGAAAAUGCGAAAAUCCUUCUUAGCAUGGUCCCCAUUUUCUGCUGCACAAUCAUAAUGACCCUUUGCCUGGCUCAACUCCAAACAUUUUCUAUCCAACAAGGCUAUACAAUGGACACCAGAUUCAUCAAUAAUUUCCACAUCCCACCAGCAUCCCUCCCAAUCAUCCCAGUCACGUUCUUAAUCAUAAUUGUUCCAAUCUACGACCGCAUCUUUGUGCCUCUUUUGCGCAGAUUCACCGGUAUUCCCACUGGAGUCACGCACUUGCAGCGCAUAGGAGUAGGUCUAGUACUCUCUUGCAUAUCAAUGGCAGCGGCUUCAAUAAUGGAAGUGAAGAGAAAACAAGUCGCAAGAGACCAUAACAUGCUUGAUGCUAUACCAGUACUUCAGCCAUUGCCAAUAAGCACAUUCUGGCUUUCUUUUCAAUACUUCAUAUUUGGCAUAGCUGACAUGUUUACCUAUGUGGGGUUGCUUCAGUUUUUCUAUUCAGAAGCACCAAAAGGGCUUAAAUCUACAUCAACAUGCUUCCUCUGGACUUCAAUGGCACUCGGGUAUUUUCUAAGUACUAUUGUGGUGAAAUGUGUGAAUGGUGCAACCAAGCAUCACACUAAUAGUAGGGGAUGGUUAGCAGGAAACAACAUUAACAGAAACCAUCUAAACCUUUUCUACUUGUUCCUAUCUGUGGUGAGCUUCAUCAACUUCAUAAUCUAUUUGUUUGUUUCAAAGAUGUAUAAGUACCGGCCUCAACAACCUAUAGUGCCAGAUGACAAUUCAAAAUCAAAGGAAUGAUUAUUGUUUUCAAGGAAGAAGAAAAAAAAAAGUAAUAAAGAUGGGUUAUCAUAAGGAGUAAAUAAUUGUUGGUUGUUUUGUGAGCCUCUUUUUCUAUUCCUCACAAUUUGGAGGCUUUUUUGUCUCAAGAUUUUCACAAUCCACAUAUGGAUCUUACU